This is a messenger RNA of Pseudocercospora fijiensis CIRAD86, 2997 nucleotides long. RefSeq lists its product as uncharacterized. The coding region runs from base 1 to 2997 and encodes 998 amino acids. NCBI's taxonomy places the organism in Eukaryota, Fungi, Ascomycota, Dothideomycetes, Mycosphaerellales, Mycosphaerellaceae. The transcript has 29 exons. The record is from RefSeq and is a predicted model, not a curated record.
AUGGGUUGGCACUCUCUCCCAAGGGUGGCAGACGUUUACACGCCUUCAGUUGUCUCGGAUUGUUCAGGCGGACCAGCAUGCGAGCCAGAGCAAGAGCGCAGUAGGGCAUCAAGGGGCAUAGUGCUGCUGGCGGCAAGCAUGGUCCGAUAUAUGCAACUGGCAGGCAGCCGCGAGUUACAGGAGACGAGACGAGACGAGACGAGACGAGACGAGGGAGAUCUCAAGUCGAGCAGCGGCGGCCACGGAUGGCGGUUCGGGACGAAGUGUACAAGUUGGCAGGACAGGACAUGGGUGGCACUGCCUGAUGCGCAUCCCUGCGUCGCCCGAUCGCCAGCGCCCAUAGCGCUCCGCCGAGGAGCGCUGCGGGCUGCGGGUUGCGGGAGGGAAGGCGUGGGACAGUCGAGGCAGAGGAUCGUUCCAGGCGGGAGCGCCAUCGCGGGACCGAACUCACGCGUGCUGCGUGCGUGCUUGCGCGCGGCGUGGCAGGAGCAAUCAUCAGUAUGCCCGUCCAGUGCCAGUGCCAGGGCCAGGGCCGUGACGGUGACGGUGACGGUGACGGAUGCGGCGCUGCAUCGCCCGCCCAGCGAUGAUGCGAUACAACGCGCGAAACAGCACAGCACACAGCACACAGCACCGCAGCAACGAGUCUCGUGGCCGGCUCGCACAAAAGCCCGCCUGCCGCACGUCGGCCUGCUGCGCGCACAGAUGGCGGAUGGCGGUCGCAGACGGAUGGCCUUGUGGAGCAGGUGCUGGCGAGGGAGCCGCUGCACAACGCUUCCACUAGCAGAUCCCAGAUCCCUUCCAUUGGCCUCGCCCCUGCACUAUACUCCCAAUGGCAGCCUCGGGAAGCAUCUUCUGCCUCUCUAUUGCUCGCCCAUCGGCGACAUCGUCACGGCACGGCACUGCACUGCACUGCGCGCUGCUGUUCCUGCCCCCAGCAUCACCAUCAGCUGGCCGUCAAUAGCGCAUCUGCUGUCCUGUAUUUGCGCUGUCCAUUCGCACCCGCACCCGCACCCGCACCCGCACCCGCACCCGCACACGCACACGCACCCUGCCCUUUCUGGCCCUGAUUUGACAAAUGGCCCUACCUCGAUCUUCCAAACCUUGGAAAUUGAUCGUCCCUGUCCGAGACACGCCUCGCGCCCUUUUCCCUUCGCAUCGUCGCCGUCUGCCAGACAUCUGAAGCUUAGCGCCCACGAGCAAAGCAAAAGCCGCGCUGCAGGAGAGGCUCCAUGUGUACUGAUUGGUCCAUCCAAUCCCGACGCCGCACUCCGCCCUUCACUCCCGCUCGCCUCCACAAUCUACCACGACCCUCAACGCUUCCCUGCUGCUGCAUGUCUGCCCUGGCCCUGCGCACUACUUUUCGCCCUCUUCCGGCAGAACCAGGACGUCGCGCUGUACAUGUACAGUACACUCCCUGCAUGGCCGGCGGCGCUGCCUUGGUACCUGAAAACGUUAUUUGGACUUCGACUUGUGUUCCCGGACGUCGGACCUGCUGGAAUCCAUCGCAAAAGUGAUGGAUGCCACGCAACUUUGUCUCGGUUCGUGAGAAAGCCAAGUGUCUCUGAACGCCGCCCACGGAAUCAGCCUGGCCCGUCAAAUCUAGACCCGCACUUGAGAGCAGCUAUCUUAACACCUCUCGUUGGCCUACUGGCCUAUAAAUCCACUACAUACACUACUACUCUGCUCUGCUCUGCUUCUUCGUGUAAGCUGUUGGGAUCUGGGGAGAUUUACCAUGCUCCUUGCCAAUCAUACGGCAAGGCGCGAUUCGCAGGCCUCAUGAGCCCGCUCCACAUUGCCAUUCGACAGGUGCAAGCUUCCCAUGACUUUGCUUGGAAUGGGCCGAGUGGGAUCCAUUAUUCUCCGAGCGACCGCCAGCCUCAUCAAUCAAUGACUUGCCGCAUUCGAAGACUGGCCAUGACAGGCUUUGGAUCCUUUUGUGGAAUUCCAUACAUCAUCCAUUCAAGGACAUGCGAAGCCUACAUUACCCGUAUCCUCGCCGGAACUUGGGGCCUAGUCCAUUUCCGCAGAAGACUUCAAAUGUUUCCCUACUCUUCAAGCAGCAUCCAUCAUGGAUCCUGUGCUACACCGCCAGACACUCGACCAGGACUCCAUCGAACGUUUGCGAUGAUGAACGAUCGAGCACUGGAGACAUUGCGCCCAACUUUCGAUCGAGCGUUGCAUUUCCAUGUCUUCACCAACUCGAACCUUUGGACUCCAUGGCUAAUGUUGUUGUUGCAUUUCAGAUACACUCAAGACCGUGUUCCGCCACGCACAGGCUCCAAUUGCUUCCAUCAUGACGAUGCAAAGAAGAAGCAUAAGUUACACUUUGCCCUCCUCCAGGCUCUAUUUCUGAAGCAAACGCAUGCAAUCGAAGUGUUACACUGCCGCAAGAUCCCAAACACCAAUCUUGCCAUUGUCGUCGCACUGCAUGGGUCUCAAUUUUUCUGGUUGACUCGUUGUGUCGAACAGGUAUGUAGGUUGUUGUACUUGGACGAGGAAUAUGACGGUAAUAAAACUACAAUGCUCAUCAAAGAUCGUGGUGCAACAAAAACCACAGAGGGCAUCGUCACGAAGCUUGCAUCAACCCUGUUCGUGCAGAACACCUCCGAACCAGCGGAUUUUCGCUUUCCUUUCUGCCACGAAAUAUUCGACCCGAACGAAAAUAAUAAUGAGGAAGAGAUUGGCCAUCAGCCGGGCCCGCAGGCUCAUUCUGCAUGCACGUUCUGCCACUUUGCGCGAAACAGCCCCAGCUUACUGAGAUCCUGUCGGUCGCGCAACGUUUAUUAUCCAGGCUCAGGUGCAUGUUGCGUAAUGCGCGGUGUUUGGGUAAUUUUCGGCAGCUAUCGGCAGUCAGGAACCACGUCAGCCCAAUACAUGUACUAUGUACACGCUGCGUGGGCAGUGGAUGAUCCAGGUCGCCAUACGGUUUUGGCGUUUCUAUCCGGACGGGCCACCGACGACAUGAGCACUCUGAUGACCGACACAGCGAAGUAA